GCCUGCGCACGGCUCCCCUCCGCGGCUCUCUCCCUCUUCCUCUCCUGUCCUCUCCUCCUUCAAUGCUUUUUCUGACUACUGGCUGCUUGUUUUAUCUGGACACCGAGAGGAUGCGCUUUUUGGAGAAGACGCACCCAUUUGAAGUCGUCUCCUUGUGCCGGCCCGCGGCUCUUUUACUGGAUUAAUAAAUGUGCGCCGGGCUGGAAUGAACAAUGGUGCGGCUGCUGGAUGCCAUGGCCGGGGGGGGGCUCUGCUGUCGGCUGCUGCUGCUGCUGCUGUGCGUCGUGGACUUGGAGCUGUGCGCCGGCGCGUCCGUGGGGUUCCAGGGGUUCCGGGGGUUCUACCUGCCCCCCGAGGGGGGGUCGCCGCUCACACCUGCGCGCAGGACGGACGGCACGGUGCGCGUUGACCGGCUGUACCACGGCGGGGGCCGGGCCGGCUACCUGCUGUACCUGGACGGACGCCGCUUCCAGCUGGACAUGGAGCGGGACGCGGCGGCAGACGCGGGGGGGCAGAGCCCCGCGCCCCCGCGGCGGGCAUGCGUGUACCGGGGCACGGUGGACUCCAGCCCGGAGUCCCUGGCCGUGCUGGACCUGUGCGGGGGCGGGCUGGAGGGCUUCUUCGCCGUCAACGGCUCCCGCUACUCCAUCACGCCCAUCGUCCGGGCGCGCGGACACGAGAGCGACGCGCGCGCGCUGCAGGACAAGGACGCGGAGCGCGCGCUCCACGUUUUCACGCGCGAGAGCUUCAGCUUCGAGGCUGCGGGGGAGGUGCGGGACAGCUGCGGGACGCGGGACGCGCGCCGAGGGCGCGGGGACGCGCGCAGGGAGCCGCGGCCAGACCCGCCGCCCGCGCGCCUCAGGAGGUCCGUGUCGCGCGCCAGGCACGUGGAGCUGCUGCUGGUGGCGGACGAGACCAUGAGCAAGAAGUACGGGAAGGACCUGAAGCACUACCUGCUCACGCUGGCCGCCAUCGCCUCCAAGCUGUACGGCCACGCCAGCAUCGAGAACCCGGUGCGCCUGUCCGUGGUGAGGGUGGUGGCCGUCACGGACAAGGACAAGGGGCUCGACGUGUCCAAGAACGCGGCGCAGACGCUCAAGAGCUUCUGCAAGUGGCAGAACCAGCAGAACCCGCUGGACGACGACCACGAGCAGCACCACGACGCCGCCAUCCUCUUCACCAGGCAGGACCUGUGCGGCCACCACUCCUGCGACACCCUGGGCAUGGCCGACGUCGGCACCAUCUGCUCCCCAGAGAGAAGCUGCGCCGUCAUCGAGGACGACGGCCUUCACGCCGCCUUCACCGUCGCGCACGAGAUAGGUCACCUGCUCGGCUUGUCCCACGACGACUCCAAGUUCUGCGAGGAGCGCUUCGGGGUGAACAGCGACAAGCGGCUCAUGUCCUCCAUCCUCACCUCCAUCGACGCCUCCAAACCCUGGAGCCGCUGCACCUCGGCGACCAUCACCGACUUCUUCGACGACGGCAACGCCGACUGCCUUCUGGACUCGCCGCGCCAGCCGCUGCUCGGCCCGGAGGAGCUGCCGGGCCAGAGCUACGACGCCGUGCGCCAGUGUCGCCUGGCCUUCGGGCCGGAGUACACCGUGUGCCCCGGCAUGGACGUGUGCUCGCGGCUGUGGUGCGCCGUCAUCCGCCAGGGCCAGAUGGUUUGCCUGACCAAGAAGCUGCCGGCCGUGGAGGGCACGCCGUGCGGGAAGGGACGCAUCUGCCUGCAAGGGAAGUGCGUGGAUAAAACCCGCAAGAAGCACUACUCCGCGUCCAACCACGGCAGCUGGAGCUCCUGGGGCCCGUGGGGCCCGUGCUCCAGGUCCUGCGGGGGCGGGGUUCAGUUCGCCCAGCGGCUGUGCAACAACCCGCCGCCGCGGAACAACGGGCGCUACUGCACCGGGAAGAGGGCCAUCUACCGCUCCUGCAGCGUGGCGCCGUGCCCGCCGUCAAGUAAGAGUUUCCGGCAGGAGCAGUGCGAGGUCCGCAACGGCCCCCAGACGGAUCCUAAAGGGGUGAAGACCUUCGUGGAGUGGGUGCCCAAGUACGCGGGCGUGCUCCCCAAAGACGUGUGCAAGCUGACGUGCAGAGCCAAGGGGACGGGCUACUACGUGGUGUUCUCCCAUCGGGUGGUGGACGGGACGGAGUGCCGGCCGUACAGCAGCUCGGUGUGCGUGAAAGGGAAGUGCGUCCGGACCGGCUGCGACGCCAUCAUCGGCUCCAAGCUCCAGUUCGACAAGUGCGGCAUAUGUGGAGGCGACAGCACAGGAUGUAUCCGGGUGGUGGGGAACUUCACCAAGAAGAGCAAGGGUUACACCGAUGUGGUGAAGAUCCCCGCCGGCUCCACCCACAUCAAGGUUCGUCAGCACAAGGCCAAGGAUGAGACCCGCUACACGGCCUACCUGGCCCUGCGGCGGCCCAGCGGCGAGUACCUCCUGAACGGGAAGUUCAUGAUCUCCACCUCCGAGACCAUCAUCCCCCUCAACGGUUCGCUGCUCAACUACAGCGGCUGGAGUCAGCGGGACGAGUCCAUCCACAGCAUGGGCCCGGCGGCCCUGCAGGAACCCAUGGUGGUCCAGAUCCUCGCCACCGACGCCAAGAAGCCUCUGGAUGUCCGUUACAGCUUCUUCAUGCCGAGGCGGAGCGCUGCACCGCAGCCGCCGGUGCUAAAGGUAGCCGCUUCACAGGGCACCACCACCACAUCCACCACAAUAUCCACCACCGCAUCAACCACCACUACAUCUCCCUCUACGCUCCCGGUUCUGAUCACAGGGGCACCGACGGCUCCAGGGCCCUCCACCCCGACCCCGGGACCUCAGUGGGUAACCGGAGCGUGGAUGACAUGCUCCAGGACUUGUGACACCGGCUGGCAGAGCCGGACGGUGCAGUGCAAGGACCGGGAGGGGAAACUGUCCAAGGGCUGCGUCCUGGGCGCUCGGCCCUCCGCCUUCAAGCACUGCCUGGCCAAGAAGUGCUGAGGCGGCAGGUGAGGACAGGAAGCGGCUCCGCAGGAGAAACUCUCACCCGUAGGUCUGAAGGAUGUAGGACCAUCAACCAACGAACCAAUGAGACGUAGAACUUUAAACAGUGAAUGUCUAACGAUAACACAAAGAGACUUAGAGACAUGGAUGUACCUGACUAUAACCCAGAGGACUGACCUGGGAUCAGAGUAGCUAUGCAGAGCACAAGCUGAACCACGGCUCAUCACCACACGGACAGUAACUGAUUGUCUUUACUCAAGCUUCCCAACCCGGGAGGGUUCAUGAGUGUUUCUAUGCCUCUGUGUGCUUGUCGUCUUUGUCUUUUGUCGUGAAUGUCUCAGAGACAAGAUCCCCAACAAUGGGAAGCACUCCAAGGUCCUCAUUUUCGUCUGCAUGGUAGCCCCCGUCCCAAGGGACACCCACUCACUGCAUCACGCACAAUCUCUGUAGCGAUCUCACUUAGGCAUAGCUAAGGGAAAUCUUUUUGCAAUAAUUUAAAUUCCAUCAAAUUGUGGUUUCCCAAUUUCCAAUUGAUGAUCAGUGUGAGAUAUGUGGCUAAAAGUGAUCAAGACCCCCCUAGUGUUGGUUUGACUGUUGUAUUUGAUCCAAAACUGCGAGGAAGGAGGAAGACUUGAUCAUAAACUGUGGUGAGCUGGAUGUUGGGAGCAUCCAUGCAGCCACAGCGGAGGUUCACCUGAACCUGGGAACCCCAAUCAUCAGGCGCACCAUCAUCCGCCUCCGUAUACGUGACGGGGAACAUCUCUGCAAUCAUGUUCUCCCUCCUCUCAGAUCUCUUAAUAAGACAAAAAAAAGUCAUCAGAUUUAGCACAAAUCCCUUUUCCUCGCCAUAACACGCAAAUAGUGCUGAAUAAAGUAUUUACAGUACUUUUAUUUCCCCCCCAAAAGUAACUGAAGAUGUGACAAGCCACAAGAGAGUUCAUCCACGAAGGCACAUUAGUGUAGAAACAGAGGGACGACGCGAGGGGACUGAAACCGACAAAGGGGCUCGCAGAGAUUUCAGACGACUCACAGGUCUGGGGCGACGCUUGUGUCUGAACGUUUAAAUCAUAAAUGUGUUGCUUUUUGUUGUCCAGAUCGUUAAGUGUCAAGCUCAUUUACACGUGUCAAUCAUUUGCUGGUGCCGGGAGGACUGUCAUAUGUUUUGUGUGUGUGUGUGCAUGUAUGUGUGUGUGUGUGUGUGUGUGUGUGUGUUUUAUAUCUGUAGGAGACAGUGCUAAUAUGACAAUAUGUGCCCUGGAUACUCGCAACGACGGCUAAAGUCAUUAUUUUCCUUCUGCGGUUCAGUUCUUUCUGCAUUCGUUUACUUGUUUUCCAUCUCGUAUUUACAAAGUGUCCCACUGACGGUCGGAGUUGGCCUCGAAACGUAAACUUUAAUUGUGCCAGAAAAAUGAUCCACUGAGUCAGGGAUGAAGUCACAUCUGGUGAAGGAGUUUGAAGGCCCGGCUCACUCCACAGAGCAGAAACUUUUAAUUCAAUUAAAGUUUCUGUGGUAAUUGGCAGUAAAGUGAAGUCUCUGAUUAAAAAGAAAUCCUUGCCUUUUCUGUAUUUGUUUCAACCACUCAUGGUUCCUUCAACGAGUAACAAACGACAGAGACAUCUUGAAAAUCACAUUUCAAAAGUACUAACACAUCUCAGAAAAGCAAAAUAAAAAUACUUUUUAAAGCCACUCUAUGUAGUAAUUCCACUUCUGACCACAUGGGGGUGUUUAGUUCUGCAGUGUUGGGAAAAGAGCCACAAACAAAUUUGUAAAGGCUGGGAACGGUUCCAGGAGGAGCUGGAAGACUGCGGAGCAAGUGGAGGUCCCCUGUAAUCUGGAAACGUGAGUUUCCUUUCAUAAGUGGAUGGAGUUAAGUAGCAUUGGGCGGGGGGGGCAUGUAUUUCUGUUUUGGGUUGGAGAUAUACUUGAUUGUGUCUCAUGCCGGCAUUGUCAUUUACAUUUUCUCAUGUUACGCUGCCCCAUGUGGUCCGAUGUAGCAUUGCUACAAUACUCUUUUUCUGUUCUGUUAAUGAUGAAUGAGAAAUAUCUUUUCUGUCUUCUGUGUGUCUCAGACGGAAAGAAAAUAUGAUCUUUAACGGAAGUGAAUGAACCCUCUGAAGUCCUCCACCCACAUUCACAACCUUUAUUUCAUGUGAAUAAAGGAGAAAUGCUUCUUUUCGAGGCGACAUACUUGUAUGAAAGUCCAUUUUUUUCAUGCAACGACAUUACCUCAGCUGUUGUGGAUAAUUACGUAAAUGACAUAUCUAAUGGACUUUCCUGUAAUUGUGUUCAAAUAUCUGCCGCUCAUUACUCCUUCCUGCGUGGUGAACCUCGCCCAUGUGGCUCGGCGGAGGGCAGCGUACCACCCACAACUCUCUUCACACAUGCAGAUUUAUUGACUGAACGCAGCAAAUUGAUCUGUCGUGUAUUUGCUAGCAUGAGUGUAAACAGACACACUGAAUCCAUCCAACAUUUACACAGUCACGCCGCUUUUCUGACACUCUGCAGACACGAAACUGACUCUUCCAGUCACGAAACCCCUCUCGCUGAACGACAGAAACGCAGCACUGAACUUGUAAUUUAUUGUUUGUACAACUGGUAUGUGAAUAAAAAAAAAAAAUCAAUGAGAUGAGGUUUAUUUAUUAUAGUAAUUUUGUAUCAAAUUACUAUUUAACUUAGGAAUUUGACUGUGCUGAAUCACUCCUAUGUAAGAAUAUAGUGUUUUUCUUUUGUAGUCAUCCAUA
Molecule: messenger RNA, 5726 nt
Organism: Cololabis saira (Pacific saury)
Lineage: Eukaryota; Metazoa; Chordata; Actinopteri; Beloniformes; Belonidae
Gene: adamts5
Product: A disintegrin and metalloproteinase with thrombospondin motifs 5
Exons: 8
Coding region: 213-2981 (922 amino acids)
Biological process (GO): proteolysis; extracellular matrix organization
Cellular component (GO): extracellular matrix
Molecular function (GO): metalloendopeptidase activity
Source: RefSeq, a predicted model, not a curated record